Messenger RNA from Trichoderma virens Gv29-8, 1530 nucleotides. RefSeq lists its product as uncharacterized. The transcript is spliced from 2 exons. Bases 1 to 1530 code for a protein of 509 amino acids. Lineage: Eukaryota; Fungi; Ascomycota; Sordariomycetes; Hypocreales; Hypocreaceae. The record is from RefSeq and is a predicted model, not a curated record.
AUGUCUAGCUCGAGUCGAGACAACACACCCGAAGGCCAUGAGGCCGAUGCGUUAAACUUCUCAGAUCCCACAAACUCCAGGCCCCUUGUUAUUGAGAGCAACUCUUGGAAGAAGGCCUUACGUCGUGAUCGCUAUUAUGGCUCACUUCUUUUCAACGUAGCGGCCUUCAUCCUUCCUGCCCUCUACGGAACCCUAUCUAAACUCUGGGUCGCCAACAUCGAUUCCUCAAUGGUCGUAACAACAGACGCCUUCACCUACAUGAACACCGCUUCCGAAGCGGUCAACGAAGGUCUCCCAAGAGCCGCCUGGGUGAUUAUUGGAGACGAGGCCUCUCGAGGUCUUACCGAACGCCUCCAGCUGACCCAUACUCUGAUCGCAUUUCAGUCUGUAGUGGGGUCUGUCCUGAGCAUAAUAUUCCUCGGCGCUGCGCCAAAGUUUGCCGACAGCUUUGUGCCAGAGGAAGUGCGCGCCGCGAGCUUGACAUAUGUGCGCAUCACUUCUUUCACGGUGUUGAGUGGUGCGAUUGAGACAGCUGUCGCGUCGGCAACGAGAGCCUUGGAUAAGCCUGAUGUGCCGCUAGUCAUCAGCUCCAUCAAGUUUGCCGUCAACAUAAUCCUAGACCUAUUAAUCAUCUCUCGCUAUCAUGUUGGAUCGUUCGAACCAACAGUCAACAUGCAAGGCAUCAUUCAGUUGGUCUGUAACCUGACUGCUGCAUUGGCUGGAUUGGCCUACUUCCUCUAUUUUUUCCCACUCGACGGCCACAUUACAAGGAGCAACAGCGCCCUUUCCCCAACACUCCGAGGACUACGGGUUUUACUACAGCCUGGGCUCAUCUUCUUCGCCGAGUCAGCCAUCAGAAAUGCAUUAUAUCUUUGGCUAGUCACUACCGUUGUUUCUUUAGGAACGGUUUACGCCACCGCCUGGGGGGUCUUCAACACCAUCCGCUGGGGACUGGUAAUGGUUCCUGUACAAGCCCUCGAAGCAACAUCCCUUCAAUUCAUCGGCCAUAAAUGGGGACAAUGGCGCCAGCUAAUCGGAGUCAACAACCGAAGGCCAAAGGCAGGCUGGAAAGAAAUCUUCAGUCUCAUUAGCCCAUCACUGCGGUCACUGGCGAUUGCUCUGCUCGUCGAAGUUCCCAUCGCCAUCUUUCUUUCGACCUUUGGCGCCCGGCCCUUUGCACUCUAUAUCAGUGGAUCAAGCGAAGUGGCUGAUGUUACUGCGCACAUGUGGCGGACUAUUGACUGGUGCUACAUCUUUUAUGCAAUGUCGACACAGCUUGCGACCAUUUUGCAGGCCACCAGACCCAAAUGGUAUCUGUAUCAGAGCUUAGCGAGCAACUUGUUAUAUGUUCUACCAUGGGCGAUAGUGUGUCAAGUUGUCCAUUUGGAUGAGAAAAAUGCAUGGACAUAUCAUAGUCUCAUAUUCGGAGGCAGCCUUGUGUUUAGCUUUGUCGAUGUUCUGAUAGUAGUCGGCGUGUGGAUGUGGACGCUGUGGGCCGGAAAAGCAAGACUAGAGGUGAUUCAUAGCUAG